Molecule: messenger RNA, 520 nt
Organism: Chaetomium fimeti
Lineage: Eukaryota; Fungi; Ascomycota; Sordariomycetes; Sordariales; Chaetomiaceae
Exons: 2
Coding region: 166-435 (89 amino acids)
Source: RefSeq, a predicted model, not a curated record
UCUGGCAGUCAUCAUACCGAAACUGCCAUUUAGCCAUCGCAUGCGUGUAGGGCUGUUCUCGGGUGUUCCUGAAGACUAAGGGAAGGGAUUUUUCGUCGGAGCCUGUGGUUCAAACAGACAUUAGUUUGUCAUCAUCAAGGUACAACAGCGAGCAUCUUACGGGGAAUGGCGGUCUGGGUAUACGGGGUUGGAGAAGCUAUUGUCAUUUUUCUUCUGCAGGGAACCGCUUGUCCAUCGAACAGGAAACAGGAUUCAAGUCGUCCAAGCGGUGUGCGGUGGGGUGUUGGCUUCAAAAGAGCACGUCCGGCACCAGCCGACCUGGGGAAAACAGGAGAACAGUCGAGUGCGUACGAGGGCGGAACAAUGGUCCGCUCGGUGGAACGGCUGGUUGUCCCGAGGGCAACCCGGAACGGAGUGUUUUCAACAGCACGCUAGCCCGUGUUCGAGCCGGCUGCGGACUGUAUAUCUACGAACAAGCUAAACAUCAUAUCAUACCCAUCAAGUCCCAGCUCAGCCAUGG